AAUAUGAGGACCAGCUGGCUGAUCCUGCUUGUUGUGGGCUUUGUAGCCUUGGCUCGAUCACAGUCGAUGCCAGCAUGUGCUUCCGAUUGCCUUGCCAAAUUCCUCCCCAAUUCCACCUGUGCUCCGACGGAUUCUGCUUGCGUCUGUGCAGAUGUGGCUCUGAUGGGCAAUGUGCAGGUCUGCACUUUAGAAAGCUGCACCAUCAAAGAGAGUCUCACCGCCGAAAAUGCCACAAAGACAUUGUGCAAAGCACCUAUUCGGGAUGAUACGGCAGUCACUCCCAUUGUAACGGCAGUCAGUGGGCUCGUUGCGAUUGUCUGUGUCAUCCUUCGAGUCGCAGAUCGCAUCCCACAAAAGCAGCAAAAAUUCCAGUGGGCAGAUCUUUGUGUUGUCAUCUCACUGUGUCUUGCAAUUCCGAUGGGUAUCCUUGAGUUCUACAUGUCGAGCGAUGGUUUCGGCAAGGACAUUUGGACGCUCCCGUUCGACAAGAUCACUCGCAUAGUCAAGUUUACAUGGCUGACCGAGAUCUUCUACAUGUGUGUCAUCGGCUUCACGAAAAUGGCCCUACUGCUGCUCUAUUACAGAGUUUUCCCAACUCAGCCAUUUCGAAAACUUGUCAUUGCCAGCAUGGUGGUCUGCGCACUUUAUAUCCCUACAUUCGCUCUAGGUAUCGCGGUGCACUGCAUUCCGAUAUCCUACACCUGGACUAGCUGGACUGGCGAGACCAAAGGACAUUGCAUGAACCUGAACGCCUUCGCCUGGGCGCAUGCCAUUAUCAAUAUCGUCUUUGAUAUAUGGAUUAUCAUCCUUCCAGUGCCACAGCUGUUCCAACUCAACUUGGGACUCAGGAAGAAGAUUCAUCUCGUUCUCAUGUUUUCCAUUGGUUUUUUUAUUACUAUUGUCAGCGUUGUCCGUCUCACCUCUCUUGUUAAAUUUGCAAACUCCGUCAACCCGACUUAUGACAAUGUUCCAACAGCCUACUGGAGCGUGCUUGAAGCAUUUGUGAGCAUAAUCUGUACCUGUCUACCAGCGAUUCGAUCUCUACUACGAAAAGUCUUCCCGUCAUGCUUUGGCAGCACCUCUGAUCCGAACUCGGAUUCACGAACAUAUCGCAUCUCCAAACCGAGUCCCUUGCACAGCGCGGACAUUUCAAAGUCCGUUAACCAUACCGUCAGUGUCUACCCUCGAAGUGGUGACUCGGAUGUUAUUGAGUUGGUUCACAAUGGUGAUAGCAAAGAUCCUAGAUACAAUGACUGGUGAUGGAUGCUGGAGAAGGUCUCAAAACAGGGUUAUAUAUAUGCUCAUGGAAGGUUGGAUGCUAUUGCAUGGCCACAUUGAGUUUGAGUCUGUGAAGAGCUGUCAUAUGUCACUUCUAAGGAGUUUGACGGUCCAUGAAAAUCAUGUUGGGUUGGACUCGAUCUGUCCCUCCACCACGUUGCAAAUCUGGUGGGUUUGCAAGAGGACCACACGCAGACGUCGACACGUCCACCGGUCUUCUGACGAUCUGCCGCCUACUACGGGGGGCAGUUCACGUGUCAGCGACGCCGGAAGUGUCCCAGAUGGCUUUCUUUUCGUAUACGAUCUUCAGUACGGAGUAGGCGCUGUCAAGUGGGUAACUUUCAGACUAUGUGUAUACUUAUUAAAGGGAUCGGUUCUGGGGGAAUACUGUGUACACAAGACGGGAAGUGAGGCAUGAAAAUCA
This is a messenger RNA of Exophiala xenobiotica, 1702 nucleotides long. RefSeq lists its product as uncharacterized. The transcript is spliced from 8 exons. Lineage: Eukaryota; Fungi; Ascomycota; Eurotiomycetes; Chaetothyriales; Herpotrichiellaceae. The record is from RefSeq and is a predicted model, not a curated record. Bases 4 to 1260 code for a protein of 418 amino acids.